GGCCUCAGUCGAGGCCUCGUCGUCGUCGUCGUCGUCGUGGUCCGGGCGCCAUGGCGAGCUCGGCGGCCCCGGCCCCUUCGCAGCCCCCGCGCCCCAUCAAGGGCAUCCUGAAGAAGAAGGCGGCCGUCCCGGCGCCCCGACCCGCCGCCAACGCCCGCCCCCACCACGGACACGACCACCGCGACCACCAUGGACACGACCAUCACCUCAGUAAAAAAUCCCAAAAGUGGGAUGAAAUGAACAUCCUGGCGACGUAUCAUCCAGCAGACAAAGACUAUGGUUUAAUGAAAAUCGAUGAACCUAGCACUCCGUACCACAGCAUGAUAGGUGAUAAUGAUGAAGAUGCAGUGAGUGAUUCUGAAUCAAAUGAAGCAUUGACUCCAGAUCUCCUAGCUAAGAAGUUAGCAGCAGCUGAAGGAACUGAGCCAAAAUUUCUGGUUCAAGAAGAAGAGAGCAGCGAGGAGGAUGAGGACCUGUCACCUGAAGAACAAGAAAAAAAGCGGCAAUUUGAAAUGAAAAGGAAACUUCACUACAAUGAAGGACUAAAUAUUAAAUUGGCUAGACAGUUAAUUUCAAAAGAACUACAUGGAGGUGUGGAAGAUGAGGACGAGGAAGAUGAUGAUGAUGACGACGAGGAAAUGCAAGAGGCUGCAGACGUGGAAAGCAUGAAUACGGAAGCAUCUCACCAGAUACCCGCUGCAAGUGACCAACUGCAAAAGAGAGCUGAAGAUUUGUAGAAGAGACUUAUCCAGCCCUGCAAAUGCUUGUCAGAUACCAACCUGUUAGAAUGAUACACUGCUUCGUGUUCUCUGCGAUUCAUCAUCUAAGUAUUGAAAUGCAUAUCAGUUAUUAUGUUUUGCCAAGAAUUGUAAUGGUAACUUUAGAGACUACUAGAUUAGGCUGAAAAAUGCCUAGUCAGUUUAUUCUUGUGUCUCGCACUUCACAGAGAAUAUCGCAUAACAUCAGUCCAGAAAGAAUUACUUUUAUAAAGACACUGGUUAGUUUGUAUAAGAUAUUGUCACUUUUUAUGCUUUAAAAGUUACACAUUAUCUUUUUUUGUUAUUUAUUUGCUGCUGUUCGAAGUGUGGUAGAGCUCUUUUAGAAGAGUUUUUGAAAUCAAUAUUGUACAGCAACUUACAGGUUGAUUUUUCAUAUAUAUACAUAUAAAAUUCUGCCUGGUAAGUAUCUUAGUAGCUAUUUCUCUCCUCUGUGUGCUUUAACUAUAAAAGAGAUUAUUUUAGAAAAGCCGUUCUGUAACUUUUCUGUACCUGGUUAAGAUACCUUUGUGGCACUAUUUUUCUUCCACGUUCUGUCGGUGGUCGGCGACAGACGCUGGGCUCUUUCUUUAAUAAAAAUAGCUGUUUCACAAAUAAUUUACUAGGGUUGAUUGCACUAACUCCGGGUGGAAACUUUAUGUACCGGUGAUGAAUAGAUUUCAAAUCGGUCAUCAAUUUAGGCGCUUCUUUCAGCACAGUUGAGUCCUUGUUCUUCUCCUCUCCCUCUUAUCCCUCUCUAAAGAUGUGGGAUUGUUUGCAUCAGUCUCUGGAGCUUCUAGCAACUUUUUGGUCUUCUGCCGUCUACCUCCUUGUCCCAUUCAGUGUCUCUCCAGCGGACAUCUUUUGCGUCAGGGCAAUUCUCAGUGCAACCAAAAAAGCAUUUCGGGUGUUGGGGCUGAAACCUCCACCGUUUUAGCCGACGGAGGGCUGUUGGAGAUCUUUCUCGCCCUUAGCGGGUUGCAGCUCACCUCUUGAACUGCGACUCUAAAUGUAUUUCUUGACUUACUAUAGGUCGUAGCUGAAGUUGCUUGCGUUUUUAGGAGUGACGUUGUUCCGGCAAAGGUUUACACCAAGGUAAAUGCCCUUCUGAUGUGGAAGGAAGCACGCGGAUUUAUUUCGGAAGCGAAGUACACAAACUGGAAAUCCAGUUUUUGGCCUAGUGAUGGAUUCGUUUGCAAUCAAUUCUUUGAAUCUAAGUUUCCAUCAGUUGCGGAAAACUCCUACGUGGACAUAUUUUUAAAAAUGAUUUCUGAAUAUUGUAUAUAUGAAGUUACUAUUUUUUCUGAGCAGUCAACUUCCACCACAUGUGAAUUUAUUGCGACAUCAAUGUGUAAGAUUGAAUAAAAGUGGAAGAAAUUUAUACCAUUA
Tachyglossus aculeatus (Australian echidna) is the source of this 2144-nucleotide messenger RNA. RefSeq names its product protein phosphatase 1 regulatory inhibitor subunit 2 (gene PPP1R2). The record is from RefSeq and is a predicted model, not a curated record. Bases 51 to 737 code for a protein of 228 amino acids. Gene Ontology annotation, molecular function: protein phosphatase inhibitor activity. Gene Ontology annotation, biological process: regulation of signal transduction. Lineage: Eukaryota; Metazoa; Chordata; Mammalia; Monotremata; Tachyglossidae. The transcript is spliced from 6 exons.